CUCUUGUGAACAGAGAGGAUACAGCAGUCAGAUCCAAGAAGCUUACUUUCUCAUACAGUAUCAAGCCUGAAGAGGCUUAUCAUCCUGUGGAGAGAAUGUGGCCUAAAAGCAUCUCCAUGACAGAAGAUGUUUAACGAUGAAGACUGCACUGGCUGCGUUGGCUUUCUGCCUCCUCUACCUGCCUGUGGCCAAGGCGGACUGCGAUUCCUGUAACAAGAACAUCAAAGACCUGGAAGCCAGAGUGACAAACGCUGAAGAACAGUGAAGCAAGAGAUUCCAGUGUGGCUGAGGUGCAGCAGCUGGAUGACCAAGCAGAACAGGUCCCAAGCAUGGAGAUUCCUAAUGUCGAGCGAACAUGUCCCUGUGCUGGUGACGUAACAGGGAGCCAGAUAAACUUAAGAGACCUGGAGGCCAAACUGAAGAACACUGAAAAACAAUUAGAGGAUCUGACGAGAGAGGUCCGAGGUAACAGUGUGGCAUUUGGAGCAUCUAUCGGCAAUGCUGGAAAUAUAGGACCUUAUAAUGUUGAGAUCACACUGACCUACAAGAAUGUGUAUUCAAACACAGGCGCAUACAAUCCUGCGACAGGUAUUUUCACUGCUCCAGUCAAAGGAGUCUAUUACUUCAGCUUCUCUGGCCAUAAUAUAUCAUCUAGACCAAUGGGGCUGCGCCUGAUGAAGAAUGGAGUGCAGAUGGUUACUGUGUACAACCAUCCAGCUGGAAACCGCCAUGAGACCGCAACCAAUGGCAUGACUCUACAGCUUGAAGUGGGAGACCAGGUGUACAUGAGACUGCGGCCUGACACCUGGAUUGUUGAUAAUGGUAAUAACCACAGCACCUUCAUUGGUCAUUUGUUAUUCCCUCUGUAAGGGAAAGAGGAGAGUAUGUUGCUUUUUAACUUGAUGAACGUGAGUCUAAAUAUCCCUUUUGUUUUAACUCUGCAAUGGCCUGCAACAGUUCCAGAGAAAGAUAUCUGGCUCUUUAGCAGCUAGAUGCUCUUGACUGUGUUCACCAACCACUCUGUUAUCUUCUCUGUUAGCUGAUUGGUGCUAAGCAGAUGGUGUAGAGUGGCUUUAUCAGAGCUUUAUUGUUAGAAAAUGGUCUCCUAUACUGUAAGUGUUGAUAAUAGCAGCUCAGGAAAUUUAAAUCACUGUAAAUAUAAAAAAGA
Molecule: messenger RNA, 1168 nt
Organism: Perca flavescens (yellow perch)
Lineage: Eukaryota; Metazoa; Chordata; Actinopteri; Perciformes; Percidae
Product: protein HP-25 homolog 1
Exons: 6
Coding region: 330-869 (179 amino acids)
Molecular function (GO): protein binding
Source: RefSeq, a predicted model, not a curated record